CCUAGUCUUAACAUACCAUCAUCUGAAGGAUAUGCUAAUUGUGUGUUAUUCGAAGACUUCAUUAUUGUGAUAACUUAUUAUUUCUCUAUUAGGGAUAUUCUUUUGAAUUUGAAUUUGCUUCGAAGUGUCAACUUUGGUUGCUUCUCAUUGUAUUGCUUCUCCCAUUCUUUUGUAUACGUAUUGCUUUCAAGGCAACUAAUGCCCGUUUCAUUCUUAAUAAAGUAUGCUUAGUAAACUUAUAAUUUAUUUUUUGCUAAACUCAGAAUUUCGAAUACCGUCUGACCAACUAAUGAAACGCUGCUACUUUUCAUCUUUUUUUCAGUCAUAAUAAAUCCUUCCAAAAAGAUACAGUAAGUUAAAAAACGCAGACAUGUAGUUAUCGUGAAGCCAGACGACAAGGCGAAUAAAAAGCAAGUGGUGACUCAGCAACUCAGCUUAUAAAUAUCGGCGCUCCGUGAGCUAACAGCUAAGUAGUAACAAAUCAUUACAUCGUGUCCGACUGCGACACCGGUUUAAUAAUUUUGAAAGCAAACCACACUAAAAUUAUUGGGAUAUUAUUGUUUAAAAGGGCCUGGAAUAAAAAAAAGGAAAACAGAGGUGCAAAACGUACCUGACGGAGACCUUUUAAGAUAUUUUAAGCGUAUUGCGCGUGUUUUUGGCCGUUUCAUAUUCGCUUGAUCUAUGACGUACAGCGAUGGCGCCGAUAAGGCGGUGCCUGAGCUGAAACUGAGCAUCGAGGAUCCCGAGAAUGGAGAUUAUGUGAAAUUAAGAGGAGGAUCUGAUGAAGAAGAGGAAGAAUCUCCGGCGGGAUGUUGGAUAGGGUCGGUGACGUCAGUGUGUUUCUGGGUUAAAUUGAUCUCCCUCGUCGCUUUUUUGGGUUUAUUGGCAUUUUUAAUUAUCAAAUGGAUUGCUCCUUUUUUAAUCGAAAAGGAAUUGAUUCCAUUUAUAAAGUGGGUGAGAAGCACAUUCAGCAUCCCGGUGCUCGGUCUUCUCCUCUUUGCCUCAGUUGCUUUGUUCCCAAGCAUUCUUCUUCCUUCCUCUCCUUCCAUGUGGAUGGCUGGUCUCACCUUUGGUUAUGGAAACGGGUUUCUGUUGAUUCUCUCAGCUGCAUCUAUCGGUGUUACUCUUCCUUUCUUAAUCGGACAUCUCUUCCUCCACAAGAUGCAAGAAUGGUUGAAGCAGUACCCGAAAAAAGCAGCCAUACUUCGAGCCGCAGGUGAAGGAACAUGGUUUCAUCAGUUUCAAGCAGUCACGUUGAUCCGUGUCUCUCCGUUUCCUUACAUGGUUUACAACUACUGCGCGUUGGCCAGUGGAGUUCACUACGGCCCUUACAUCUUAGGCUCUCUUGUUGGAAUGGUUCCUGAGAUCUUUGUCUCAAUCUACACGGGAAUAAUGCUUAGAACACUAGCUGUUGCAUCAGACAAGAGACACGGUCUUUCGGCCGUGGAGAUAGUAGUGAAUGUUCUUGGCUUUUGUGUAACUGCAAGCGCGACUAUAGUCUGCACAAUCUAUGCCAAGAAGAAGCUUAGUGCGAUGCAAUCAGAGGAAGUAGAGACAUGCUAA
This is a messenger RNA of Brassica rapa (field mustard), 1563 nucleotides long. Its product is annotated as transmembrane protein 64. The record is from RefSeq and is a predicted model, not a curated record. NCBI's taxonomy places the organism in Eukaryota, Viridiplantae, Streptophyta, Magnoliopsida, Brassicales, Brassicaceae.